AUGCAUGUUUCUAUCAUAUUUAAGGGCAUUAACAUAAUUGUUUUUAGGCAUUACUUGAAAGGAAUAGAUAGAAAAGAUUCACAGGAACGAAGACAGAUCCAAGCUUACGAAUCAUUUUUAGAUUGGGAUUUUUAUUCAAACUUGAAAAUAUUUAUUAAACGAAACAAUGAGAUGAUUUUAUAUUCUUCGAUCGCAAUGAAAUUAAACUUGACUAUGAGGCGUAUUCAACUACUGAAUAUCAUGGGAAAUGGAAUUGACAAAACUAAAGAUAUAGUAAAUAGCAUGAUACUAUUAUUUUGCUGUAUUUUCGAAUCUCAAUAUGCUGUUUCAAUUGCAUUUGCUGCAUUUUUUUGUGCUACUGCAUUUGGUAGAAUUUCAGGUAUAGGGUCUUUUACUGAAUAA
Messenger RNA from Cetraspora pellucida, 402 nucleotides. Lineage: Eukaryota; Fungi; Glomeromycota; Glomeromycetes; Diversisporales; Gigasporaceae. The record is from the annotation of a GenBank genome assembly.